Molecule: messenger RNA, 324 nt
Organism: Arctia plantaginis
Lineage: Eukaryota; Metazoa; Arthropoda; Insecta; Lepidoptera; Erebidae
Source: the annotation of a GenBank genome assembly
AUGGAUUCUAUAUUAUUCUUUGAUAAUGGUAGACAGUCAGAAAUUGAGACCUUUUAUGAAUGUUCUCAACGCUACAGGGAUUAUUACAGAGGCUAUCCUAAAGCUUAUCAUCCUCUGACGUACUUUACAGAUCCUGAAUUAGAAUUUCAAUGUCCACAAGAUAUAACAACUGUAUAUCUAAGCUACCCAUCGUACCACGUGAAGUACAAACAGCCUAUAGUGCUGCCGAACAACAUUGGCCGCACGACACCGAUACCGGCGCUGCCAGACCGCACUCUUGCUGGACGAUACAAUAAAGCGGCCUGUAAACUUUUCGUGAGAUAG